Messenger RNA from Stylonychia lemnae, 888 nucleotides. Lineage: Eukaryota; Ciliophora; Spirotrichea; Sporadotrichida; Oxytrichidae. The record is from the annotation of a GenBank genome assembly.
AUGGCAGACGUGCAAGACACUAACAAAGUAGUGUAGGAAAAUACUCAACAAGAAGAAGUCAAGAAGGAUCAAAAUUGGGCUGAAAUGGAAAGUGAUGAUGAAGAUCAAAACGAGGAGAUUGGAGUCCAAGGUAGUGAAGCUGAAUAAAACGAGAAGAAGAAAAACUGGAAGAAGAUCUAAGAGGAGAAAAAGGCUCAAGAAGAGGAGAGAAAGAAAAAAAUGCCACCCCCUCAAAACAGAACUAAAACUGAUAGAGGUGACUAUGUUGUAACAGGAUUCUCUAUUCCAGAUAGAGCUGCUUAAAAUGAAAAGAAGCAAGAGAAACAAGGAGGAAAGAGAAAAAAUAUGGGAGCAUUCCAAAUCGAUUCUGAUGAGGAAGAAGAAGAACAGAAAGAAGAAGAGGAGCCAACUCAACAAGAAGAAACUAAACAAGAGACUGCUCAAUAAUCCAAAGAUUAAUAAAAGGGUUAGAAGAAAGCAUUAUCAAAGAAGGAAUAAAAGAAGAAGGAGUUAGAGGAAUUAGAGUAAUUAUUAGGAAGCAUCCCAGCUGCAACUGAGGAGAAGAAAGUCGAGGAAAAGAAGGAACAACCAGCUGGCACAGAUGCCGCUGCAGAAUCUAAAAAGAAGAAGAAGAAUAAGAAGAAGAAGGCAGCUGAGCAAGCUACUGAUGCUGCUACUAAGACUGAGGAAGUUAAGUAAGAAGAGACAAAGGAGCUUACUGCUGAACAAAAAGAAGCUGCUAUUAAAGAAGCUCUCAAAAAGAGAGGUGGUGUUUAACAACAAACCAAGAACAAGGCAGACCAACUUGCACAACUUGCCAAAAUAGAGAAAGCUGAGAGAAAGCAAAAGACAAAGAACAAGCUCGACAAGAACGAUCUCGACAGAUGA